Molecule: messenger RNA, 6775 nt
Organism: Labrus mixtus (cuckoo wrasse)
Lineage: Eukaryota; Metazoa; Chordata; Actinopteri; Labriformes; Labridae
Product: guanine nucleotide-binding protein G(q) subunit alpha
Exons: 7
Coding region: 1122-2201 (359 amino acids)
Biological process (GO): adenylate cyclase-modulating G protein-coupled receptor signaling pathway; action potential; phospholipase C-activating dopamine receptor signaling pathway
Cellular component (GO): heterotrimeric G-protein complex
Molecular function (GO): G protein-coupled receptor binding; GTPase activity; G-protein beta/gamma-subunit complex binding
Source: RefSeq, a predicted model, not a curated record
GCAGCAGCAGCAGCACACCGGGGCUGAGGAGUGGGUGACGAAGAGCUAUCACCACCACCAGGAAAAAAAAUAUCAGGAUCACAAAAUGCACGGACUAUAAGGCUUCAUUUGACUGUCAUUCGGAGCUUUUGGUGUUUUUUUUUCAGGGUUUGGGUGCCGGUGAACUGAAUCGGAGAGCACUAGCUGAACACAAUGAAGGUCCUCUGUCAGGCUCAGCUUUCUCAUUUUUAACCAGUUGGCUGCAAUUCCAGGGAUGCUAGUUGAGCUAACGGAGCUAGCUCACAAUUAGCCUGCCCAUUUAGCCACACACUGGUCACUCGUCGCCUCCUUCUGCAAAGACAUUACUUGCUUUUGCGCAAUUCAAAUCGAUAGUUUUCUUUCAGGUCGUUAAAAAGGAUCCCUGUUGGUUGUAGGUCAGAGGCAUUGGGUCAGCUUGUUUGCGCUCGGUACAUGGACAGUUUGACGGGCGCUCGUCGUCACUGCGCGGGCGUACAGUGCUGCUGGUUUCGGGGCGGCUAAGCUCAGACUCGGCCGGGCGAACCAGCAAGAGCGAUCACACACAUUAUGUGGCAGUGGCAGCUAGUUGUGUCCCACUGUCUCUGGGACCGAAGUUGGUAGUUAAAAUCCUAAAAGAGCGACAGGUUUCCGGGGGCUACUUGGCCAAAGGGGUUUAGAAAGUGUUGGCACAGUGGACAUCCAUCAACUUGUCGCGUUAGCCUCAUUUUAGCUUCAAAAGCUAUCCUGCGAGGCAGCGUUUCCCCCAGCUAGUUUGAGCUUUUCUUUUUUACGAGAGAUGCAUGAAUUAAAAUGGUAACUUCCAUGUCGGACUGACAUAUUGGCUGUUUGCGGACAUAAUGCAUUGCAAAUUAUCCAUGUUCAGCUGCCACUCGCUGUAGGACUUGCACAGGACUUUGAACAAGCUGUCACAUAUUCUAUAGGCUACUUUGGCAGUCAGUCUUACCAUCUGCAAAGAAGGCCAGAUCCUGCACCAAGCAGCAAGCCCAUCAAGGUCGAUUAUCUUGAUACCGCACUUUGAAAACGGACUGUUUAUUUAUUUGAUACUUUGAGAGAGGUGUAGACUAACCCAACCUUGUCAGACGGGCUUUUCAGCUCAUGCGGUGAUGACUUUAGACUCCAUGAUGGCUUGUUGCCUGAGCGAGGAGGCGAAGGAGUCCAAACGCAUCAACUCUGAGAUCGAGAAGCAACUCCGGAGAGACAAGAGGGAUGCAAGACGAGAACUGAAGCUUCUGCUGCUCGGUACUGGAGAAAGUGGCAAGAGCACCUUCAUCAAACAGAUGAGAAUAAUCCAUGGAUCGGGCUACACAGAUGAGGAUAAGAAGGGCUUCACCAAGCUGGUCUACCAGAACAUCUUCACCUCAAUGCAGGCCAUGAUUCGUGCAACUGAGAACCUCAAUAUCCCGUACAAGUACGAACAGAACAAGAAUAACGCCCAGGUGGUGCGUGAGGUGGACGUGGAGAAGAUUUCAUCAUUCGAUCAGCCGUACAUUAGUGCGAUAAAGAUGCUCUGGACUGACCCUGGCAUACAGGAGGCCUAUGAUCGCAGGAGAGAGUACCAACUCUCUGACUCAACCAAAUAUUACCUUAGCGAUUUAGAACGAAUAUCAACGAGCGGGUACGUACCCACUCAGCAGGAUGUGCUGCGAGUCCGAGUGCCCACCACCGGCAUCAUUGAGUACCCAUUUGACCUGGAGAAUAUAAUCUUCAGGAUGGUGGAUGUGGGGGGUCAGAGGUCAGAGAGGAGGAAGUGGAUUCACUGCUUUGAGAAUGUCACCUCCAUCAUGUUUCUGGUGGCGCUCAGCGAGUACGACCAAGUCCUGGUGGAGUCAGACAACGAGAAUCGUAUGGAGGAGAGUAAAGCUCUGUUCAGGACCAUCAUCACAUAUCCCUGGUUCCAAAACUCCUCUGUAAUCCUCUUCCUCAACAAGAAGGACCUGCUUGAGGAGAAGAUCAUGUAUUCUCACCUGGUGGAUUAUUUCCCAGAGUUUGACGGUCCCCAACGGGACGCCCAAGCGGGUCGGGAGUUCAUUUUGAAGAUGUUUGUGGACUUGAACCCUGACAGUGACAAGAUCAUCUACUCCCAUUUCACGUGCGCCACCGACACGGAGAACAUCCGCUUCGUCUUCGCCGCCGUCAAAGACACCAUCCUGCAGCUCAACCUCAAAGAGUACAACCUGGUGUGAAGAGAGAAAUACAAAGAGAGGAGGAGAGAGAGCAAGAAAGAGACCUGCAGUCCCAAACACACAAUGCAGUCCACUUCUAGAAAACCCCCACACAUGUGCAUGAAACUUAGUGCUGCUCAUUAAGUGUUGCUUCAUACUUUACAAGAAAACACUAUCCACGCUUUGUCCCUGCUUUCCACUUCGCUCCUUCUUUAUCGGUUUUCUCAUUUUCUUAAAAAAAAAAAAAAAAAAAAAAAAUGGUGACCUCUUUGUGAUUUUUAAUUUUUGCUCCUCUUGUAUAAAAACACACACGCGAAACACACUUGACUAUGAAAACACUCCUUGCAUUUGUCCCCCCCUCUCUUUGGGGUUUUGGGUCUGCUCCUCUUGGUUCCCAUGUGACCUGAGGCAUGGAUCAUAUGUUCCCUUUCCAGUACACCACAUUAUCAGCAGUGCUUUGUGUGUUUGAGGUGGGUCGAGGGCCUUCUCUGGGAAGACUAAACUUUCAUGGACAACGUGCUCUCUACCCUCCUUCUUAUUUAACCUGUGCAUUCUAAACACUACAGCAUGAGACCACGAGGCCGGGCUGCAGACCCUGGACUCUGCUCAUGUGCAAAGGGUAACUAAUUAUGAUGAUAGGUAUAUAUAUUAUCAGGCAGCGUUGGAAUACAGAGUGGUACUUGGUUCCCCUGGGUCUUGAAUUGUUUAUUUGAUUUUGUUUGUUUGUUAAUCUCGCCCCCCCCAAAAUCAGAGCACAGAAGCUCUGUUGAAUGUAAAUAAAGUUUUCAUGCUUCUCACACAGAGUGAGGGCUACACAGAGACCACUACAUGUUCUCUGUAGACUUUCAAGAUUUUCUGCUCUUCUUGCUUCUAAAACGGAUCCUUCUUUUCCUCCAGUUACGAUUGAAGAUGAUUACUAAUGGAAUGCCAACUCCAAAGAGAGUCGCAGUAUGAUGAUCCAUUCACAUUGCCCCCUUUUGUUAAAAGUGUUCAAGUGCGUCCUAAAAAAUCAACACUACCAGUAUUGACCUACUGUAUAUCAACUCCCCAGUCAUUUUGGACAACAUUGCCAAAUUAAAAAAAAACACAUCCUUUGUGUCUGUUAUUAUAACUAUGUUUGCCAGUAUCCAGUUCAUCCCUUAUGUGGCGCAGAUCAUUACAAAGUAUUUCUAAAAACUGGCUUGCCAAAAUCAAGCGCAAGAUCUUUCUCGCGUUGGAUUAUUCAGAUGUCGAUGGCAUGACUGCGCGACCUGUGUGGCAUUUAUUCCUCUCGACUGACAUCUGAAUCCCACGCGUGCUCGUACUGUGAUCUGUUUUCUUUGCUUUUUGAUGGUGAGAGUAAUCUUCCUGUGCACAACGUGCGAAUGAUGACACCAGAUGAGUAUGGUGCAAUAGUCAGCUGUAGAUGAUACGAAGCUUUUACGCUGUCUGUUAGCCUGAAGUCAUGAAGUUGGUCUUGAUCAUUGAUAUGGCUUCUCUCUGUAUCAACGUUAUUUUGCCAUGUUAUGUGGCCAACAUUUGAUAAACUGUAAUGAAUAGCGAGAGAGUAAAUAUUUCUUUUUUUUUUUUUUGUAUGUCUUAUUUAUCAAUCAGAUCUACGUAUUGUUGAGACAUUAAUGAGACUUCCUCUCUAGUUUUAGCUUCAAGUUUUUCCAACCGAGGAAACAGGAGGAGAUUUUAUACUGCUGUAAAAUAUCACAACUAUUUUAUGGACAGUGUGUUCUAUCUUUCUAAUGAUACUUCAUAUAUUUAGUUGUGCAGUUCUGUUUUGAAAUGCUUGACGAUGGAAGGUGCAGUUCCCAUGUCAGGUUUUGUGCUUUAUGCAAACAGGAAAAUGAAAACAAGACAAAAAACUUAGUGGUUGAAUAUUUACUGUUCACGGAUGCUUGCAUUUUUUUGUAAUUCUUGAGGAUAUGUGUUGGCUAUUGGUACCAAUCCCAUAUCGUGUGUCUUGCCUGAUAGUUGUUUAAAUAUUCCAUUAAGCUGAGAGUUAAUAGAUGGCUAUUUUUGUCUUCACAAUGUAAUUCAGGUAAGUUUUUUUCAUAACUUUUACAUCACAAGGGCUACUACUAGCAGCUUUGGUAAAAAUGAAAGGUCUCUGUGGACAACAUGGAGCAAAAGGUGCAAUUAAUUAACAAGGGUGGGUGUGCUAUGAAUCAGAAUGUGUUGACAUCCAGUUGAGGGGAAUGGUUGCAGGUUCAGUGAGGGAGGAAUGCAGCAGUCCACAGAUGCAGCCUACAUGACAUUUCCUGACUGGGGGAAGUCUGGUGGCUCUUUGUUCUCUUUUUCUUUUUGCCUUCAGAGGAGGAGAAUGGCUCACAUCAAAAGACGUUAUGUUCACUUAACCAUCCCACUAUGAAUCCUAUGUGCCGACUUUCUUGACUCCCUCUGUGGGUUGUGUGUAUUCGGCUUCUUUUCUCAUUGCUAGUUAUUUUCAUGUUUGACUGUUUUGGAGUCAGAAAAGGGGAGUGCUUGGGAAAUUCUAUACUUUUGUGCAAAUCAAUCGUUCCAGCACAAUGAGCUGGAAGGAUCAAAUAAAACCUAAAAGAAAUAACAGAAUGUGGUUAAACUAAAAUGUUUGAGAGAAGAAGAUAGGCCUGCACACUCGCUCAAAUUUAAACCGACUAACUACCCCCUUUGAUUUUUAACUGAAACCUUUUUUUGCGUGACAGCUCAAAGAUUUGUUGGUUUUUCUGGCCCUGUGUAUUGUUCUUAAGUCCCAUGACCACGAUGAGAAAAAUCAAAAGGAACACAUACUCGUGUGUUUAAGGUGUUUGAAACCCAUCGUCUAAUAUGUUAAGAAGGAGGGAUGUAUUAUCUAAAAGAGGUUCCACACUUUUUAUGGGUUGAAUCAAAAUUUGAGUUGUUGCAAAGUGUCAUUCCUUUUCAUGGCUUGUAUUGUUCAAAUGUUACUCUUUGGUGCUUCAGCCGAUGUUUAAAGGCCUUUUCUCGACCAGUUUGUCCCAUGUGUGGGGUGAUGCUCUCACACUAGCUUUCAUAAUUGUUUUUUGUGCAAACGUAUCACUUUACAGCUAAGAGGUUUCCUAUGUUGAUAUGUGAAUGACUAGCCGAGUAAUACAAGUGUUUGGUUCUGCUGUGGUGAAGGAACACUCAGUGGUGUCUACGUGUGUUUUAAAGUUUCGGUUUGGCUUUCAGGAAGCACCCUGCAUUCCUUUGAACUGCGGCUUGCCACCUUAAGGGCAGGCAUGUGGUCUCCUUCUGUAUGUGGAUAAUACACACAGCAAAGGUGACCACUAUGGGCAUACUGCCAUACAUCUUAACAACCCUGUUUGCUCGCUUUUGUCCAGAAUGAUUUGCACCCGACAGCUGCCAUACCAGCACAGAAAAAGUCACAUGACUACACUACCAAUGUUGAAAAGAAAAAGCAGAACUGGGUUUGUUAUUGGUUUUGCAUAGGACGCAUUUAAGAGACUUCUUUUUUUUUUUUUUUUAGACAAUCCCUCACGAAACUCUGUGCCAAACAAAACCAAUCAGACAGAAAAUAAAUAAAAACUCAAUUAGUUGUAAUCUAACCCAGAUCUUUCUGUUCACUCUUUUUCCUGAUGAUGUUUGUGUUCAGCCUCGGUAUUAGUAAAUGUAUUAAAUGAUUUGCCAAGUGAAGGUACUGAACCAGCCAAUAUGACAUGUUGUUUUUUAUAGCAAAGUGAGUGAAUGAAUCUGCUUCAUGCUGCAUUUACAUGUCUGCCAUUCUCCACUCUCUUUUUUUUUUUCCUCCUCACUUCUUUGGACUGUGCAUUCCUUCAAUGGGUUAAAGGCACUCAAACCGUACCACUGCAAUGAGCCUGCAUUCAUGCAAAGUUAGAUGUCCGUUCAAGUGCGCUUGUUGGUACUCUGAAGUGUGUGUGUGAGUGUGUGUGUGUAUGUAUGUGUACACUUUUGAUGGCUAUUGCUUUUGCUUGAGAUCCAUUCUGAUUAGAGGGAUGGACAUACAGUGAUAUUAAAAAGCUAUCUUUGCAUCUUUCUUCUUUUGUAAAGUUGAAACACCUUAACACCUGUAUUUAGGACCACUUAAAACUUUUUUAAAAGAGUUCAAAUAAACUUUGUGUAGUGGUGUACAAAUUGAAAGUAAUGUAUUUUUGUUUUGAUUUUUUUCUUUUUUUUUUUUAAGUAUACCAAAUGUAAAUGAUGUACAAUGAGUGUGCCAACCCCCUUUCUUUGUAAAGCCAGAUUCUUAACAAGUGCCAAUGUUGUGAAAAAUAAGAGGGCCUGUGAAUUUCAUGGUCCACUUUUUAAAACAAACACUCAAGUAUGUGAUUAAUUAAAAAAAAAAAGGACAAUUUCAUUCUAUAUUUAAGAUUAACGAUGAACUGCUGUUUUUCAAGGUAAAUGUCAUUUUAAUCGCAUGUGUUUGUCAGGUUGGGGAGGGAGUGGGUGGGUUAGAUACUGUAUUCAUGCAACACCCUCACGAAAGGGUCCUAUGGUCGGCUAUUGAUUUACAGUAUUUUAGCCAUAUUUCUAUUUUCUAUGUUUCAUUUCAACCACUGUUGCCUGAACCUCAUUCAAACAUGAAAUGAUUUUCAUAGCCUUCUCCUUUAAAUGUUUUAAAUUGGAAUAAAAUAUGUUCCUAUACUCUC